Molecule: messenger RNA, 936 nt
Organism: Camelina sativa (false flax)
Lineage: Eukaryota; Viridiplantae; Streptophyta; Magnoliopsida; Brassicales; Brassicaceae
Product: ER membrane protein complex subunit 7 homolog
Cellular component (GO): EMC complex
Molecular function (GO): carbohydrate binding
Source: RefSeq, a predicted model, not a curated record
GGAUGACUAAAUAUUAAACUUCAUCGCUUAGGAGAGGACCUCACUGCGUACGACGGCGAUGACGCAGAUCAUCAGAUCCAGUCCCGUUCUCGCUUUCAUCGCCUUACAGAUUUCCUUCAUCUUCUUCGCUUCAACUCUCACAUGCACUUCUGGGUCUGAGGAUAGUUGUUAUACCAUUACUGGUAGAGUGAAGAUUCCACCUAGCAACGUUAUUGGUCACACAGAAAAGUUCUCAAAUGUCAAAGUUUUACUCAAUGGAGGGCACAAGAUUACGUUUCUCAGGCCUGAUGGCUACUUUACUUUUCACAAAGUUCCUGCUGGGACUCAUUUGAUUGAAGUGUCUGCAAUGGGCUACUUCUUUUCUCCUGUACGAGUAGAUGUUAGUGCUCGGCAUCGUGGCAAGGUUCAAGCAACACUAACAGAAACCAGGAGGAGUCUUACUGAGAUGGUUUUGGAGCCAUUGAGGGAAGAGCAGUACUACGAGAUUCGAGAGCCUUUCAAUGUUAUGAACAUUGUGAAAAGUCCAAUGGGUCUCAUGGUGGGAUUCAUGGUCGUGGUUGUGUUCCUAAUGCCCAAACUGAUGGAAAACAUAGAUCCAGAGGAGAUGAAGCAAGCACAAGAGGAAAUGAGGAGACAAGGUGUGCCUUCGCUAACGAGCUUGUUGCCAGGCGCUGGGGCUAGCCGCUAAGAAGUUCCCUCGGUUGAGUAAAAUGGAUGUAAUCACGAAAGGAGCAGAGAAAGAAAUGACUCUUUUGAAUUUGGUUAUAACUCUUUUGAGUAUCUCUCUAUCUGACAUGUAAAAAAAGAAGAAGAGGUCUUCUUAUCCUUAAGGGCUUGUUGUAUACUUAAAAUAACACUCUCUAGCUGACUUAUUUUUACUUGAUGUAAUGAGGGAGAAUAUGUAACAUGUUUCAAAUAUUCUGAUUUUACAAAAUC